This is a messenger RNA of Cotesia glomerata, 5212 nucleotides long. It is a transcript of the gene Smg6, whose product is annotated as telomerase-binding protein EST1A. Gene Ontology annotation, cellular component: telomerase holoenzyme complex. The record is from RefSeq and is a predicted model, not a curated record. NCBI's taxonomy places the organism in Eukaryota, Metazoa, Arthropoda, Insecta, Hymenoptera, Braconidae. Gene Ontology annotation, molecular function: telomerase RNA binding; telomeric repeat DNA binding; protein binding. The coding region runs from base 29 to 4891 and encodes 1620 amino acids. The transcript has 17 exons. Gene Ontology annotation, biological process: nuclear-transcribed mRNA catabolic process, nonsense-mediated decay.
AAAUUAAAAAUGGUGGGAAUUAUUAAACAUGGCUACCCACGACAAAGGACGCAGAAAGUGGAUUGAUAAUUCUCAAGACAAUUUUGACAAAAAUAAAUUAAUGGGAGGACGCAGAGGCUUGAACCGCGGUCCUCAGCAAAUAUACACUCCAGGCAGCGGUCCGCUUAAAAAAUCCGACCGCCAGGAUGACUUUGAUUAUGAUGCGAGCCUUCAUAAGUCCUCGGUUCAAGAUCGGCUUAAAAGGCCUUUUAAUAAUAUUAAUUUGAACAAUCCUUCGGAGCAUUCUAACCACUCGGUGAAUAUGUUGGCUGAUAAAUUCAAUGAUGUACAUGUUAAUCGCCGGCCUGUCAAUGACCACCAUCAUGACAAAUCUAAUAACAGUCACAUGGAUGCUGAUAGACGCAAAAAUAAAAAACCGGAGCAGCAGUUGUAUGUGCCGAAAAAAAUUUAUGAAUCCAUUUCUGAACAGGAUAAUAGACCACAGAUGUGGGAUCGUGAAAAGGAGGACAAACGUGACUGGGAAACCCAGUCAAACCUGAGUCACCGAACGGACUCCCGAAACCGAUCUCGACAAAGCAUUUCCUCAGAUAAAUCUCCCCGCGAUAAAGACUUGAAGCGUUUUUCACGCAAGCCCCGUGAUAACGACAAAGAGAGCUGGCGACCUGAGUCUCCAGUGAACAAAAGCUUCAAUCGGCCUCGGGACCAGCGCCGAAGACCCGAGGAUGACUACACAUACCGCCGAGACACCCGAAGCGAGCUGGACAAGUACCCUCGGAAGCCUCCAACAGGUCGCCGGAUUCCCAAGAUGAACGCUAUAAAAAUCGAGUCCUUGCCUCCUAGACUGCAGCGUAAAUACUUUGAAGAGAACGGAAUCGAGCCUCCAAUCAAUCACAAUGACGAGCCCUGGGAUUCUGGUAAUUACAAUAAUUAUUACUCCCACCCAAUGCCUUCGAUGAUCAACAUGCCUCCAGUUCCCAAUUUUUCUCAUCAAAAUUCCGGUUCCGGGAACUUGAACCCCAGUUCCGGGAACUUGAACUCUGGUUCCGGGAACUUGAACCACGGUUCCGGGAACCCGAACUCCGGAUACUCGAACCACAGUCAGUGGAACACUCUACCCACACGAAGUCGCGGACGAGGAAGAUUCCGACCAGAGGAACUAGACCUUCCUUCUCACCGACCUGGAACUCCAGACCAAUAUUCCGCUCCAAGCACCAGAUCUCACACCCCCAGCCAGGAGAUGACUCGUUCUUACGACCGACGAGGUAGCAACAGCACCAUGUACACCAGCAUGGAAAGUCUGAGCCGAGCUGACAAUAUUCUGAUGCCUCCUCCAGUUUCUCCAGCAACUUACUCCAGGAACCAGCCUUACCGUAACAAUACGAACAAUGCCGAAACUGAGCGUAAUUACCAGGCUAAGAGCCCGGAAGCGCCAGCUGACAUCUUGGACUGGAGUGAGGAAGUGGAACUGUCUGAAAAACUGGAGAACGAACGACUCAGUCGCAGUUCCUCGGUGGUCAGCAUCAGUGAAAGUUCCGGGAACCAAGCCAAGCGGAACCGUUCCAGGAAGAAAAGGCGCGAGAGAAAGCGAACUGAGUCAGAGGAACUUCAGUUCCUGGAACAGGAACAGAGGAACCGACGGAACAGCCGCGAGUCUGGAGAACAGUUCCUAGAACAGGAACAGAGGAACCGACAGAACAGUCGUGAGUUCGGGGAACAGUUCCUGGAACAGGAUCAAAGGAACCGACAGAAUAGCCGCGAGUUCGGGGAACAGUUCCGGGAACCGUUCCUGGAACAGGAACAAAGGAACCGACAGAACAGCCGUGAGAGGAAAAACAAUCAGUACAACCACGAGAACAGCAAUAAUUAUAAUAAUAGGUUCGAGCGCAGGAGGAGCCGCGAGUCUAGUAGAGAGGCUUAUAGGAACGAGGAGAACUGGAGAACUGGAAAGCGAGUCUCUAUGUGCGAGUCAGAAGACGGCAAGAACGCGGAACUGUCGGUGGAACUGAGAAACAAUGUUCAGCAACCGGGAGUUCUGGUUCUUCCCGCUCCCAGUGUGGAGGCGCCACAGUCGCCGCCGUAUAAAGAUAGGUUCAACCGCAAGACACUGUUCGACCCGAACAACCCGAACAAACCUAUAGUAGUUCCUUCUCUUGGCACCAGAGCGGCGCUGGUUCCUGAGGUGGCGCCAUCUAAGGUCAGAGCGCCGUCGCAGUUCCAGCAGAGCUUGCAGCUAGAUGGCGUUGCGCCGCAGUACCUAGCGGAACAGAUGAACAACUCCAGACCUAUUUGGUACGACUCUUGUCCGGAUAAUUUGAAGAACGCGGUUCUGUUAAGGGGGAUCGAAGCAGUGGACAGGGAACUUGAUUGGUUGCUUACUACUGGAGGCUUGACUGCUAAUUGGGACCGAGUUGCGUUCCUAAGACAGUCUUUGCAGCAGAGUUUGAAGACUUUGUUGGAGACCGAUAUUAAAUUUUGCCAAACAGAAAAUGUUGAGCAACAUUUCUGGAAGAUUUUGUUUUAUAAUAUCAUUGAGAUGCUCAGGAAGAUCAUGCCCAAGGAAGCGGGGGAGAGGAGAGAUGUUUGCAAGAUGAUUAUGCUCAAGAUUAUCGAUGAUGGAACGGUUUAUUUUGAGAACUUGUUGAGUGUGCUGGAGAAUACUUAUAGGUUUAAAUUAGAGGUGUUUUUGUCGUCAUCCUCGCCGCCGAAAGGUCUUGGGUUUGUUGGCUUGGCACUGAUUAGUGCGCAGAAGAUUUUUCUGUUUCUGGGAGAUCUGGCUAGGUACAAGGAACAGGCAAACGAGACUACUAAUUAUGGGAAAUCUAGACAGUGGUAUCUCAAAGCUCAGCAGAUUAAUCCUAAAAAUGGUCGGCCGUAUAAUCAAUUAGCGCUUUUGGCUUAUUAUGCUAGACGUAAAUUAGACGCUGUUUAUUUCUACAUGCGUUCAUUGAUGGCAUCAAACCCGUUUCAUUCAGCACGUGAGAGUUUAAUAGCGCUGUUCGAUGAAAAUAGAAAGAAGUACCUACAUUACUACGAGUCAACGGAGCGGAAACGCAAGGAAGAACGUGAGUGGAAGGAACGUGCCAGGAUGAAGGAAAAAGAGGGUGCUAAUAAUAUCGCCGGUGGAUUAAGACGUGAAACUUGGGUGCAUCCCGGCGGAAGGAGGAUGAGACGUACAACAUCUGCGGCCACUGCUUGUGAAAAUAAAUUACCUCAUAGUGAUAUAGAAGAUUUGGCCCAGCUCAGUAGUGUUGAGGUAAACAAAAGAUUUGUGACGUCGUACCUUCACGUUCACGGGAAAUUAAUAACAAAAAUAGGAAUGGAGACUUUUCAAGAAGCUGGUGUCCAAAUGUUGCGCGAAUUUCGAGCUCUGUUGCAGCAUUCGCCUCUUCCACUUCCUGGAACUCGGCUACUUCAACUUCUUGCUCUCAACAUGUUUGCCAUCGAGACGACACAGCUUAAGGAUUCCCAAAUGGCACAGGGGUAUCGCUCGGAAGUACAGGAACGCGCCCUAGUGGUGUCGCUGCAGAUGUUCAACUUGAUUCUCGAGAGAAGUGUCGCGCUUCUAAGAGAAGAGCUGGAUAAAGCGGCAAAGGAACGCCCGAGGCUGAUUGUUGACGAAGACAUGCAGGUCCUCUUGCCGACUAUCAAGAUCUGGUGCGACUGGAUGCUUUGCCACAGUACCGUCUGGAACCCACCGCCCUCUUGUACAGAUUAUCGAGUCGGUCCGGUAGGAGACGCUUGGAGCCGACUGGCGACGAUGGUUAAUCUCCUAGAAAAGCUGGCCUAUCCGCGAAAAAUAGUUAUUCACGCACGUGAAGCCAUUGGACGGGAGAACGAGCUUAAUUUGGUAAAACUACCUGAGGACGCAACGUUGUCUGGUUUCACGCCUCUGAUGUCGAAUCCCCAGGAUUCGUUUUACGCCGAAAAGACUGAGGACAUGGAGGUGGCCCAGGUGUGCUUACGCAUACAAAAAAUAUUGUUUUUCGGACAAGUUUUCCUUUGCGGUCUUGAGACACCGGUGCUGAAGCUACAAAAAAACGAAUUCGGCGUAAGCGAAUACGUUUCUUUGGUCGAGACGUCCAGUACAAGUUCUCCGAAUUCCCCUCCCGAGCAGAGUGAUUCGGAAUUGCUGGUGGACAGCUACAGCGAAGGAGAGGAAGAGCCGACAUCUCUAUUGAAGCGAUUAUCCAACGAUUCGCUUGCGGAAUCCGAGAUACGACUGCUGAUUGAGCGGAAAGAAGAAUUGGAAAGACGUCAGCGAAAGCAAGAGCGUCAUCGUCAACGUGUUCAGGAGAUCCUGCAAAAAUCAUCAGUCUCAGUAGAAAUCGAAGUCAGGCCUCGACAAUUGGUGCCUGAUACUAAUUGCUUCAUUGACUACUUACCACAAUUGCAGCGCAUCGCGAAGACUACUUCUGGGACCCAGCCGUUGUUCACAUUGAUGAUUCCUCUUGUUGUUUUGAGCGAGCUAGAAGGAUUGGCACGCGGAGCCGAUUCUAGGGACUGUACUCCGAGUUCCAGAGCUUCGCUGGAUCCGGAACAUGUUGCCAGGGUGGCGGAUUCCGCAAAAGCAGCUCUGGCCUUCGCCAGGAGCAAGAAUCCGGCUAUCAGGUGUCUUACCACCAGAGGGACUGUUCUUACUUCGAGUAUCUUCACUGCUGAAGAUGAUGUAAGGCUUAAUGAGCUUGCUAGCAAUGAUGACAAGAUUCUUGCCACUUGUCUCAGCCUUUGCCGCUCUAAGGAUCAAGUUUCUGUCGAUGAAGGACAACCUAGACGUCUACGCAGAGAAGUAGUUCUACUUACCGAAGACAGGAACCUGAGGGUGAAGGCGCUAGCUCGAGAUGUUCCAGUUCGGGAAGUCCCUGACUUCAUGCUCUGGGCCGGACUUGGUUAACUAACCUAUAAAUAAAUAAAUAAUUAAUUAAUUAUAAUAAAUAUUAGCCGUUAUUGAUAGACAUAUUUAUAUAUUUGUUUAUGCUGUACGCUAAAUCUAUUUUUCUCUGUACUUAGCAUUCUUGAAGACUUAAUUAUCGUCGGUAAUUUUUUUUCCUUAUUAACUCACUACGUAAUCAAUUUGUAAUAUACUUUUAAAUUUUGUAAUUUUUUUUUCCAAGCUCUCUGACUUCUCUCGGAGAUUUGAGAUGACAUAACCUAUAAAUUUUUUGACAAUUGUAUUAGAAGUAAUGCAAAUAUAGCAAGUAUAUAUUAACACAAA